AUGAGACUUGGUACUUCUCCAGAGGCGGGCUGCCUGCUAGCCUACACCGCAACGCCCAGAAUCAGCCCCCGGUGUUCAUCAGUAACCAGCCCGGCCUCGGAUCUGCUGUACUUCCUGUACUCGAGCGCCAGCGAAGACGUCCAUCGGCACCAUGUGGAGGACCUGCUGCGCGAGUACCACAACACGCUGGUGGGCCUGCUGCGGCGUCUGGGGAUGGAACAGCAGGCAGAGGCCUACACCUUCGAGGAGCUGAAGAAGGAAAUGGAUUACUGCUUAGUCAUCGGUGUUUACUACUGGAUCACGAGCGGAUUUGGCCUCACCUCCGAGGAACACGGCGCACAAUAUGGAUCUGAGACAAUUAACAACAUGGAAUUAUCAACUGAUACGCGAGUUCCGCCACCUUCAUGGUUAAAUCACGAUUUCAUAGAAUCUGUUUUGAAGAAAGCAGAACGAAAGGAAAUUACCGUUGACUCGAUGAAUGUCGAGUACGCAAAUGCUGAAGGACUUGGCUAUGGAAGUCUCAAGUUCAGACUCACUGUGUUCCUGAGCUAUGAAGGCAAUGAGAAGAUUCAGAAGAAAACCCUGAUAGUGAAAACAGUUCUUGAGUCUGGUCAGCUGAAGGAUCUGACAGAAAAAUGCGAUGUUUUCAAGGUCGAAGCAGAAAUGUUGUUCGAUGUCAUGCCAAAGAUCCAUGAGCAGUUGGCUGUGCUGGAGGGUGAAGAGUUCCGGCCACUGGGAGCCAGUUGCUACCAAUGGGGCCGGGAGCCCGCGACUUACAUCGUGCUGGAGGACCUCUCACCUACUGGCUUCAGGCUGGCUCAGGCUGGCCAACCGCUAGACUUGAAACCCUGUGCAGUGACGCUGCGAGCAUACGCUCGGCUGCACGCCGCUUCAGCCUACCUGCUCACUAAACAGCCCCGCUACAAGGAGAAGUUCUGUGUACACAUGUUCACAGAGGAAAACUUUCUGCAGCAUUUGGCACCUGGAGCCAAAAUAUCAUUCAAAGCACUAGCAAACGAGUUAGACAAAUGUUCUGGCUACGAGCAAUAUUCGGAAAGAUACAGGGUAUUGGCUGAAUGCUUUCUCGACGUUGCAUAUGAAAGAAUGGAGCAGAUCAAGACGCAAACAAAUCUUUCAGUUUUGACUCACGGUGACUGCUGGAAGAACAACAUGAUGUUUAAAUAUGUGAAUGGAGAAGUUUCAGAAGUCUGCCUGGUUGAUUUUCAGGUAAUGUCAUUUUAG
Molecule: messenger RNA, 1242 nt
Organism: Schistocerca serialis cubense
Lineage: Eukaryota; Metazoa; Arthropoda; Insecta; Orthoptera; Acrididae
Exons: 4
Coding region: 1-1242 (413 amino acids)
Source: RefSeq, a predicted model, not a curated record